AUGACUCUUUAUCUGUCACUUGUCCCUGAUAUACGUGAAUUAAAUCAGGGUUUCAUUGCCCCAAACCCAGUCGUUAAAGGCUGCCCGGAUGGGGAUAGGAAUCUUAACAUAAAAGUUUAUAUAAGUGCUUUUCUUUCUUCACCUCCUCACCGCUUAAAAUUUGAAGAGCUCGGGUGUUUCCUUGACUUCUCCGACAGGAUCUCUUCAGGAGAGGAUAAAUAUAUUCAGAAAAUGACAGAAAAAUUGUCUUCAACAGCAAGAAUAUGUUUAAAUCCCACAUUCGUUGUAGCAAAAGCUUCAUUUGCUCUUAAGGCUAAUAAAAAAUUUAAUAAAAAGAAGCUGGUAAAAGAAUUUCGAUAUUUUUUUUUGGUGGAAAUUAGAGUCUAUGAUUUAUGGUGA
Ambispora gerdemannii is the source of this 399-nucleotide messenger RNA. Lineage: Eukaryota; Fungi; Glomeromycota; Glomeromycetes; Archaeosporales; Ambisporaceae. The record is from the annotation of a GenBank genome assembly.